AUGAGCGUGAAGGGUGCUCAGGUCGAUACUGCACACGGAGCACUCGACAGAGAAAUCUUUGAUAAUGGGUUUCCAUCCGAUAAUGGUGGCUGCAGGGACAGCGAUCAGGGCAUCCCGCCGCACACAGGCGCAGUCAACGCGAUGCUCCGGAACCUGUCAACAAGCGUGCCGUUCGACGCCUCCGUCUAUGGUAGCUAUACCUUUGUGCACGAGUCCUGGGAACCGUGUCCUACUGCAGUCAACGCUUGGCAGCGUUUAUGCGAAGUCUGGCGAGCGAGACAGGAGCUGCAACAGAUCGAGCGUCAGCUCGAACAGGUGCGGCGCAGAGCGUCCUCGCUGCUGCCAAUGCAGAAGACCAGCUCCGAAACGAAUCAAGACGCGAUGACGACAAACGUCUACCGCACCACAUAUGCCCAGAUACAUAGACUACUGCUCGAACGCGAGCAGGCGCGACGAGCGCUCUCCGCGCGGCCCGUAACGCUUCGCGACGAUACACAGGUUCUCUCCCGCAGCCUAGAGGCUAUUCAGUUCCGAAUCCCUUCCGUCGAUGAUAUUCGACGCGCUUCUGUGAUUGAAAUGAACCGCAAACAAUUGUACACCCCCGAGCACGACAUCGUCCCGCACGGCGCACUGGACAAGCACCUAGGCGUCAGCGAUAAGAACGAGCGCUGUGCAACCUGCGGACUCUCCCUGGCUGACUGUGCCGGCCAUUUCGGUCAUAUCGAACUAGUGCUUCCUGUGUUCCACGUUGGCUAUCUGAGUUUCUUGCUUCAAGUACUCCAGUGCAUCUGCAAGCGCUGUAGUGGCCUACUUGCAGAUGCACAGUUCGUUGAGCAUCUGCGUCAUCAACAACGUGAGCAUCGCGCUCGAAACACACCGGGCUACCUUCAGAGCCUCCUCAAGCGCCACUUGGAAUGGGCCAAGCGCUCCUCGAUCUGCCGACACUGCGGCGCUCCGAAUGGUCUCGUUCGUAAAGUCAGCAGCCCGCGGGAAUGGCUCGCCACUGCAUCCGCGGCAGCGACAAGCUCUAGUACGACUUGUACGCAGCGGGAUGGCAGCGGUGGCAUCGCAACACGAGCCGCCUCUGGGCUGCGCUCGAAUUCCUCGAUGAGCCAUACAGGAGCACCGCGACUCGUGCAUGAACUGAUGCCCCGGGCCGGCUGGAGCCACCGCCAGUACCUCCAACUUGAACUUUACUUGGCGCACUGGUACGAACGGGCGAGCUUUGCAGCUGGAAGGAACUUGCGUCGAUGCCCAGCGGAUCAGGUCAUUGCACAGAAGGCGCCCACUGCACAGGCCAGUUCGAUCGCUGGAGUCUUGAUGCACACCGCGGACGGCGAUAAGGACGACUUGGACAGCGACCACAACGAGUUCAACGCUUUACCGAGCGCACUGGGCAAGCCAGCAGCCUCUGGGGCGUCACUGUCUGCUGCCGUUGCAGCUCGCAGGAUGAUGCAUCGCUCCCGCAAGGCACACUUUGCAUUCGAGCUGACGCCGCUCCACGUACUGGAACUGCUGCGAAACAUUGCACCGGCGGACCUUGAAGCACUCGGCAUGGAUCCCGACACCACGAGACCCGAGGAUAUGCUCCUGCGCUGCGUUGCCGUUCCGCCAGUCUGCAUUCGUCCCAGCGUUUGUAACGAUCCAUCCCAAGGGAGCACUGAGGACGAUCUCACGAUCAUGCUUGCCGAUAUAGCGGGUGCGAAUGCUCUUGUGAUGGAGCAACUGGUCAAAGGCAGCGAUUUGGGCAAACUGCUCGAUGCUUGGGAUCAUUUGCAACUCGCUGUUGCCCGCUACAUUCAUGCAGACUAUCCAGGUCUACCGGCUAGUCUCUACUACAAGGCACAGAUCGGUCUCUGCCAACGCCUGAAAGGCAAACAGGGGCGCUUCCGGGGAAAUCUCUCGGGCAAGCGGGUCGACUUUUCGGCUCGAACGGUCAUAUCUCCGGACCCGAACUUGUCCAUCGAUCAGGUGGGUGUUCCGCUGCGGAUCGCGAAGAUUCUCACCUACCCGGAGCGCGUCACGCCCUGGAACAUCGACCAGCUGCGGAAAAGUGUCCUGCGAGGCCCGGAUCGCCAUCCAGGUGCCAACUACGUGCUCUUUCCUGAUGGAAGCAAGCGUUUUCUUCGCUUUGGUGACCGCGAGGACAUCGCUCGCAGUCUCUGCGUGGGCUGCGUCGUCGAGCGUCACCUCCGAGACGGUGACCUGGUGCUCUUCAAUCGACAACCGUCGUUGCACCGGCUUUCAAUCAUGGCGCACUCGGUGAAAGUGAUUGCUGGUCGGACCUUCCGCUUCAAUGAGUGCGUAUGUGCGCCCUAUAAUGCCGACUUUGAUGGCGACGAAAUGAACCUGCACGUGCCGCAGACCGAGGAGGCGCGAGCAGAAGCACGAGCGUUGCUUGCCGUUCCCCAGAACCUGCUCUCGCCACGCAACGGUGAGCCGCUCAUCGCCUGCACUCAGGAUUUCAUCACCGCGCUGUACCUGCUGACCCACAAGGACGUCUUCUAUGGACGCUGGGCUGCGGUCCAGUGUCUGAGCUUCGGCCUGGAACCGGAGGCAUCGGCAGCGAUCCUUGGACGCCUGCCCGAGCCGGCAAUUCUCCAUCCGCUUCCCUUGUGGACAGGAAAGCAGCUCUUCAGCGCGCUGGUGCAGGCCGAUCCCGCCCUCAGCGAUGAGGCAGUGCGCGUGCUCAUCUGCUUUGAUGCAACCGAGAAAGCCUACACUCAUGAAGGCAUCUGGUGUCGUGCCGACGCCUACGUCUGUGUCCGAUCCGCGGAGCUCAUCAGUGGCCAGGUCGCGAAACGAACGCUGGGCUCCCAGUCGAAGCAGUCCCUGCUCUACGUCCUGCAGCGAGAAGCAGGGCCACUGCUUGCCGUGCGCUGCAUGAACCGCCUAGCCCGUUUCGCGAGCCGUUGGCUCUCUGAGUACGGCUUCAGUUUUGGGAUCGAUGAUGUUCGACCCUCGCCGGCCCUGGAACACGCCAAAGCUGUGCGCAUUCGCAACGCCUACACCCAAGUUCAGGAUGCUAUCGAGCGAUAUCGAGCAGGUGUUAUGCGACCUCGCCCCGGUUACACCGACGAGGAGACCCUCGAGUGGCACAUUCAUCGACUCUUGAGCGACCUGCGCGAACACGCUGGACAAGUAUGUCUCCAGGAGAUGGCACCCCACAACACUGCGAUGAUCAUGGCCAUGAGCGGGGCGAAAGGCAGCACCAUCAACAUCUCCCAGAUGGUGGCUUGUGUCGGACAACAGACCGUGAACGGUACGCGCGUCCGAGCAGGGUUUCACCAGCGCACACUGCCUCAUUUUAUGCGCGGGGAUAAGUCACCAGAGGCAGGUGGGUUUGUGGCAAACUCGUUCUAUUCAGGGAUGAACGCAAUCGAGUUCUUCUUCCAUUCGAUGGCGGGACGCGAGGGCCUCGUAGAUACCGCAGUGAAAACCGCAGAAACCGGCUACAUGCAACGCCGUUUUAUGAAAGCGCUUGAGGACCUCCGCGUCGCAUACGAUGAUACUGUCCGCACAAGUGAUGCCAGUCUGGUACAGUUGCGCUUUGGCGGUGACGGUCUGGAUCCCCUGGAAAUGGAAGCGAGCGACGGUCAAGCUAUCGACUGGGAGCGACUCUGGACGACGGUGCAGUGGCUGGACGCACACUCUGAUCCGCUGGUUGAACGGGCGCUCGGUGGACGCUUCCUGGCGGAUAGCGUUCCGAGCGCGGUCGCGGUAGCGAUGCCCGACACUGGGAGCGCGCAGGCGUUGCCAGGCGCUAGCCACAGGUAUCAGCAACAACAACAACAACAACAACGACUACAACAACAGCGUCGAUCCUGGACGUUGGCGUCGCCCCGGAUGCAACCAGAGCCUGAACGCAUGGUCGACGACCUACAGAGGCCGCUUCUAGAAGCGCUGGAGGCAGCGGACCCGUCGACGGCUGCUUUCGAGCAACAGCAACAGCAGGUCCCUCUAAGCUGGCCGGGGCGUGUUCGCCAAGGUGUACUAGCUCUGGCGACACGACACAGUCCGCUGACGCCGCGACAAUGGCAACUGCUGAUGACCCUAACGGAACGCAAGCUCCGGCGAGCGCUCAUCGAACCUGGAACCGCAGUCGGUGCCAUUGCUGCCCAGUCGAUUGGGGAACCGUCCACCCAGAUGACCCUCAAGACGUUUCAUUUUGCAGGAGUGGCGUCGAUGAACAUUACCCAGGGCGUUCCGAGAAUCAAAGAGCUCGUGAAUGCAACCCGUCGGAUCGCAACUCCGCUGGUAACUGCAUACCUGGAGACGACGGCUCCAGGGCAGCAAGAGCCUCGGGCGCUCGCCUACAACCUGCAGCGUCGGCUGGAGUGUCGACGUCUCAAACAGGUCAUUCGGUAUGGAGAAGUGCGCUGGAAUGCAUCCGGUGUAUACCUGGAUUACGUCCUCGACGAGCGCUUUGUCGCCGAGUACGGUCUUCAUGCCAUCGACGCAAAAGCGUCUGCAACAUUGGAAGCCAGUGGAGCAAAGGCGCUGCCAAACAUGACUGGAAUUUCUCAGGUUGAGUCCUUGUGUCGUCGUUUGCGCGCUCAGCUGCCUUGGCCGGCACUCUCCGAGGAAGAGGACACAUGCAAUGACCCCCGUCGUGACGAAUCGACCGGGAACGUCCGUGUGGUAUACGCCAACGGUAGCAGCGACGGCAGCGACGACGACGUUGUCCAUCUCCAGUUUUGGCCACCGAGCGCGUUGGCACGUUCACGACCUACUCGGCGACGAAUGGGCAGCGCCUCGGCAGCGGCAGCAGUUGCAGCAACAGCAGCAGCAACAACAGAGACAAACGUUGCGGACUGGGAGCCAGCGCUCGCUCAGCUGCAACGUCUCGUACCAGAGCUGGUUGUCAGUGGACUUGCGAGCAUCGCUCGCGUUGUUUGGAGUCAGGCGCUCUCUCCUGCGAGCGAUAGCGCUGGGAAAAGCGGGGAAGCUGCUGCCGCUGCUGCUGCCGCUUCUGCUGCUACCGAGUCUAUCCAGUUGCUCGCUGAAACCGAAGAUAUGCGUUCGGUGAUGAAUACGCAAGGCAUCGAUGCGAGUAGUGUCUACUGCAACCACGUACUGGUCGUGGAGCAGGUCCUAGGUAUCGAGGCAGCGCGAAGCACCAUCGUGAAGGAGGUGCUGGAGACCAUGGCUGCGCACGGGGUAACGCUUGAUGCUCGUCAUGUGGACCUGCUCUCCGACAUGAUGACCCAGAGUGGGCAAGUGCUUGGCAUCACGCGCUUUGGAAUCAGCAAGAUGCGUCAGAGUACCCUGAUGCUGGCGAGUUUUGAGAAGACCGUGGAUCAUCUCUUUGAGGCUGCGGUUCGUUCACGUUCUGAUCGGAUUCGAGGAGUCAGUGAGCGGGUGAUUAUGGGAAAGCCAGUGCCACUGGGCACCGGCAUGGUGUCAGUCGGCUAUGUCGAGUGUCCUGAACGCGUCGCACUCGCUCCGCAACGCGAUGCGACUUGUUCCGGGUCGGAGGAGGCGGUUUCGUCUAGUUUGGAGGGUACGUCAAGGUCAAGAUCUAGGCCAGAGGCGAUACAAAGUGCUGACGACGAGGCGCCACGAGACGUAGAUCGCCCAGCAACAGAGCGAGGAGUAGAUAGGAUCACAAACGGAACAACAACAGCAGUAGCAGCAGCAGCAGCAGGAGGAGAUGCAGACGAAACGUUUGCCGCCAUGCCGUUCCCAAACCAGAAGCGACUUGCCUGGCAUUUGUUGCGACCGCCCGAGGCAGCGACCUGGUCGAGAAAUUGCAACAGGCGUGAAAAGGCAACCAUCGUUCACGAGCAGUGA
Molecule: messenger RNA, 5793 nt
Organism: Cyanidioschyzon merolae strain 10D
Lineage: Eukaryota; Rhodophyta; Bangiophyceae; Cyanidiales; Cyanidiaceae
Product: RNA polymerase III largest subunit
Exons: 1
Coding region: 1-5793 (1930 amino acids)
Biological process (GO): DNA-templated transcription
Molecular function (GO): DNA binding; DNA-directed RNA polymerase activity
Source: RefSeq, a predicted model, not a curated record